Catharus ustulatus (Swainson's thrush) is the source of this 6203-nucleotide messenger RNA. RefSeq names its product DNA damage inducible 1 homolog 2 (gene DDI2). Bases 96 to 1937 code for a protein of 613 amino acids. NCBI's taxonomy places the organism in Eukaryota, Metazoa, Chordata, Aves, Passeriformes, Turdidae. Gene Ontology annotation, molecular function: aspartic-type endopeptidase activity; protein binding. The record is from RefSeq and is a predicted model, not a curated record. Gene Ontology annotation, biological process: proteolysis. The transcript is spliced from 2 exons.
AACGUCGGAAGCCUUGAUGCAUGUAGUGUGUGUUUACUGCAGCUGGAGUGGGCCACAGACCAGAGAAUAGUGACAAAGAAACUACCUCACUGGAAAUGCCCUCAUUACCAGCUUCUGAUGGGUUUCAAAAUCCAGUCCAGUCUUCAGGACUAAAUUCCAAGAUCUGUAAUCCCACAAAUCAGUUACUUGAUCGUUCUGUCUCUGCCCCUGCUUCAAUUUGCUCAUCCGAAUCCAGCCUUGCAGAGCCCAUUGAUCCUAGAACUGUCAGCUCUUCACCUGAACACCAGAUAACCCCAGAAAAAGAACAACCUCUGGUAUCACAGCAUCAUUCCAAUAGCUCUUCCUUGGCAAAUAAUGACCCUUCCCCACACACCGGAGAUGGAACCUACUCCAAUCCAGCUUGCCUUUCACAGAAGACACUCACAGAAACAUUUAGUGCUGACAUUUUAAAGGAAUGUAAUGCUAAAGGACAAGAUCAUGGUCAGGAACAUCCUCUGGAAGUGACAAAAGUAAAUUUGGAUGACACUGCUGCCAAGCACAGGCGGGAUAAAGAUAUCUGUCUGUCUUCAGAGCAGGAGGAAAAACAUGAGCUUCCCACAGAUCAUCGGAUGUGCAAAGAGCCAGAAAAGGAACAUCUUGAGGAGCAAACUGAGACAACUGACCCAGAACCUCCUUGCUGUGUUGGUGGGGUUGAGAAACCUGCUGUGGCAAAAGCCAAACAGCCAGAAAAUUCUCCUACGGAAAUGAGAGAUAGACUGGAGAGAGCAGGUCUUUCCUGUGUGAAAGGGAGUACCCAACUGUCAGCCUCCUGUAGCCCUGUGCACACAGAAGCCUCAAUGGAAAUAGAUGCAGUGGAGCAGGCUGCAGCUGAAGCGCAGAGCUCAGCAAGGCAGCAGAAGCAGCAGACUGAAAACAGAUGUAUAUCCAACCUGAACUCGGAGGCCUUGUCCAUGGAGGUGGAGUUGCUGAAGUCUCUGUCCUCCUUGAGUGAUCCACUUUCCCCCAGUGAUGUCCUGCAGUCUAAAAGCACUAGUGAAAUUCCUGUAGAGUAUCAUGAGUUGGCUAAUUCAGCAGCAGACAGCUCUUCCCCCUCCAGAACCCAACAGCUGGAUGUAGAUCCAGGAAGACCUUCAGAAGAGCCAUGUUUCCCUCUAGCAUCAGCCUUGAAAGAGCUUCAUAAACUCUUGGUUAUCAGUCGGAAAGAAGAAUGUAAGAUCCUUGCCUCAGAAGUCUCACAGCUGGAAAUGGUUCACAGAGAGCCAGCAGUGCAGCAGAAGGGACUUCCUGAAGGUGAGCAGAAAGGCUCAGAUCCAGCCAGCCAGAAACAGAGCUGUUCCUUCGCUGAGGCAAGGUAUGAGGGUGGGGAAGCAGAGGGGAGCCAACCUUGUGAUUCUGGCAGAGAGCACAUCAGCACCAGGUCCAGCAGUCCUGGGCAGCCUGUGCUCGGGGGAGGUGCUUUAGAGAGGCAGAAGAGUUCAGGUAAGAGCGAUGUGUUUGUGGUGAGUUCUGCAGCAACCCCUGGCCAGCAGCAGAGCCCAGAGCAGAAGGAGGUUUUGGCAAGAGGUUCUCAGAGUCCACCUCAUCCAACUUCAGAGCAAAGCACACCUGUUUCCUCCACAUCUGCUUUGGGUGAAGGAGCACCACAGGAUACUCAGACACUGUUCACAGGAGCACCUGGGAGAAGUGGCAGUGCUGCUCCUGAAGGUCUGUGGCCAGUGGAUGGGAGUGAAGAACCACCACUGAGCCCUCCAUCUGCCUAUACCAGACUGACCACAGGGGCUUCUCCAGCCCCAGAUUUCCCUGUGGCUGAUGUUGACCGGAUCCUUGGUGCUGGUUUUACCCCACAGGAAGCUCUUCAGGCCUUGGAACAAGCAGGUGGAAAUGCAGAUCUUGCUCUUCUCAUUUUGCUAGCCAAGAGCAUCGUUGUUCCCACAUAACUGUGGAAGAGGGAGCUGACUGGGGGAUCUUUUCUCCUACGGGAGUAUCUCAAUUACACACCACAAUGAACAAGCAGAAUGUUGAGCCAGAUUUUUAAAAUUAUUCGCAGCCAAAGUAACACAUCUCUUCUGUUUCAUUUGUUAGAUUUGGCCUUUGAAAAGAAAGAAAACAUCUUUGUAUUGUGUGGACAGGAUAGCUUUUAAUCAUGCAUACUGGAUUAAAACUACUGGUUUUAUUUAAAUGUACAAUCUUAGAAUAAUCUUCAAUGCUACAAAUAAAAAGCAGCAGCCGCUGCGCUCACUGCCCUGUCUGGAACAAAGCAGGUUGUGAUGAGGAUUGGCCACAUGUGCACAGGAGGGGAGGUGCAGACUAAGUCCAGUGUGGACUCCGGAUUUGUUGCAGCUCCUUGGAACCCAACAUCCAGCUGUUGAAAUUAUUCUGGGAGCUGCUAAAGGUGUGUAGAUGCUCAUGGAUGUGUAAAGCUAUGCCAGAGGAGCAAGGGGUUUUCAUGUGUGCACAGAGAAGGCUGACGUUUAUUUUUGCCAAACCCUUUUAUGCUUUGAUUUAGAAUUGGACUCAAUGAUUCUUGUGUGUCCCUUCCAACUCACAAUAUUGUGUGAUGCUCUUGGGCCAGUGUGUUCCAGUUUACAACAUGGGGAUAGAAGAAGGGAAGGGAUAGAAUUUGGUGCUACCAAAACUUACAAGAUACGUUUUAACUUAUUUGGAGAUAUGAUGGUAUUAACUGUAGGGAUGAGGGGAGGGAAAAGGAAUAUUGACAUUUUUUUUCUAGACUUGCCCACAUCAUAUUUUUCCUCAUGCAAAAAGAACAGGUUCAAGCAGUUUAAGGCUAAACCUUAAUGAUAAAUUUGUUUAACAAACCAACUGUGUGUUACAGCUCUAAAUCUCCCUGUGCCCAGGGAGGAAUGAACUUCAUCUCAGUGGCUCCAAGCAGGGCUGUGAUUGGAAGAAGGAAGAAUCUGCUUUGCUCUGGUUUGUUUGGGGUUGAUUUGCCUCUUGACUGUGGAAUGCCAUGGCUGGGGGUACUGAUCUUACACCUGCUCAAGAGCAAGGGCUUCCCAGCAAGGUUCAUGGAAUAAAUGCACUGAUGUGGCUUCUGCAUUACAGCCAUUGUCUGGGAUAUCUCUGGUGAGUCACCUGAGUGGUGAGGCCUCACCAAGGCUGUGCUGUAGGAAGUCCUUUCCAAAUGCCUUUUUGAGGGGGAAGAAUUCCUUUGUGAUGUUCUGCAAAGCCCCAAAACUCCAUCAGGGCUGGGGAAGGGAAAGGAAAGCAUGGCUGAAACCAAAUUUUAAGUAGGAGCUUUGAUUUAGUCUCACUUGCAAAUCUCAGGAGUGGCUUUGUGUUAAGUGUUCGUCUUGAACUUGACACAUUGAGCUAAACCUGGAGCGAUGGCUCAGCAGCACCAGACACAUUUUUGUUCAUGGCUUCCAUGUGGUGGUGUGGUUGUCUCAGGCCUGUGUCCUGGUGUUUGUGUUCCCUGUUGCUUUAGCAGGUCUCCUCUGUAUGUGCUGGGCUGGUUUUAUGCAGGUGGUAUUUAAAAACAGCACAGAUUUGGUUUCAUCUGUCACCUCACAGGAGUUUGUGCUGUCAUUGAAUGCUGGUGUCAGAUUUGCCUCAGACACUUGGGCUGCCAGAAGAUCCUUUGGAGUAAUAGAGGGCUUUAGGCAUUUCACUGUCAAUGGAGCUUCUCAGUGAGCUGGGACAGUACCAUCCAGACAUGGAGGUCCCAGACAGGUUUGGCUUACAUCCCUCUGCUUGUGAUGCUAGCAGCAGGCACUGCUCCAUGUGGGAAGCAGUGCUUGGCUGUCUGGAGCAGCAUGCAAUGACUCACUUGAUGCUCUGCUCAAAAUGAGUUACUGAGGCCAGACUGCAGCUUUCUUAUCUUCACCGGGCAGGUGGAGGUACCCCCAGUUACCCUUACUGAAGGUGGGGUUUAAUAUUCUCCUUGCAAUGAGCACCUGAAAUCAGCAGAAGCCCCUCCGUGAAGAGCAGUGCUUGUAUUAGCAGGUCUCUCUAGAAGCCUUAGGAAAUAGAAUAUAUCAGACCCAUUCCUGUGUGCAUCUGGUUCACCAUCAGAAGCAGCAGCAAUGAGGCUCCCAGAUCCAGAGCGACUUCAGAGGGCUGAAUCUGCUGCUGAUUGGCACUGCAGGGCUUGGUGAGGUGGCCCUGGGAGCAAAGUCACACAGGAACCAGGGGAGGUUGGCUCUCUUGGAUGCCGAAGAGCUGAACCUGCACCGUUCGUCCGCAGGUGGAUCUACUGCCAGCUGCUUGGAGCAGCAGAUGUUGCCUACUCAGUGUUGGCCACUCAGUGUUAGCCCCUUGCAUCACUCUGUUUUAGAAGCUGUUGCUCAGCUGGCCCAAGUGGUGCUGCUCUGCACCAAGCUGGUGACAGGCUCUGCUCUCACGGCCAUGCUGACUUGGCUGUGCGUACAGAAUUUAUGCCAUAAAAGCUUUAGAGCAUCAGCCAGUCUCUUCAAUGCUCAGUUUUAUUCCUUGUCAAAUAUAAGUUUUGAAUCCUGCCCUUUUGCCAAAACUGUAUGGAAGCAUUUAUCCAUAGUGCUAGAAUUGCAUGAGUAACUCUCUCCAAACUGCUAGAAACAAACCUUGACCCCCAACUGAUAAAUAUUUCUAAAACUUUCAUGAAGUAGGUCCGAGCCAGGUGAUUUAAAUCUCUUCAUUUCCAAGCCUUGCUUUGAUGUGCUGCUAAAUUAGUGAAUAAUUUUUUUAGGAGCAAGAUUUAGUAUGAAAUUGGGGCAGUGGUGAGUAAUUAAGGUUAAAAUAAAAUGCAACAGAAUGUGUGUUUAGCGAAUGCUGUCUAAAAGUUGUCUUUGUUUCAACCUGUGUCCUCUCUGCUGCAUGCACACGCACAUCCUCUGUUCAGCCUCUGGCAGUCCCUUCGCUGGUCCCUGUGCUGGCCCACACAGGGCGGGUAUUUAUAGGAAAGGAGGGAUGGCAGAGUGCUAUGGCUUAUUGGCUGCAGCAUUGGAUAAAGGUACCACCAACAGCUGUUCAGGUUUCUGAGGAGCCAGGUAUUCCAGCCUAAAAUCAGGCACUUGGUUCUUUUGUCUUCCCCCUCCUCAUUAACCACUGCUGCAGUGUCUUAAUGUCACAUCACUUAACAAAGGGAUUUCACCAUGAAGUCCAGCUCUAAGAGAGUAAAGCAGUGCUCGGAAGCUGCUUUGUAAAGCUGCCAGUGCCUGUGGGGUCCCACGCGGGUUUGUAGCGUUUCUUUCUGGGUGUGCCCUGGAGCCACUCCUGGUUUCUGAGAUUUGCUUUUUUUCCUUAAAAAUACUGAAGGAAUUCACUUGGCCCCUUGGUGACUGCGUGUUUAUGUACACAAGGCCGCAAGUGAACACACAGAUGAUGUUUAGUGGAAUCCAAACAUCUGGAAUUUUCUGGGCAUGGGUAACUCUGACAAGAGGAGGGAAUAUUCCUGGUGCCCAUCCCUAGCAUGUUUACCUGGUGCAGGACAGAGCUGAGAUACACUGUUACCGUGACAAUCUCUGCCUCUUUGCUGUGUAUGUUUAACUUUCUAUGUAGACACUCAGUCUCCAGGAUGAUUAACCUUGUAUGUCCUCCAUGUUCCCUUCUUCUGUCUCUCCCUCUUGCCGUCUCCUCUUCUCAAAAGUAGCAAUAUUUAAGUGUACUUGCUGAAUGCUUCAGAUCCAUUUUCUGUAAAACUAUGCCAUUGACGAACAAAAGAAGGAGCAGGUCCUAGAGAUUUCACCAGACUUGGACUUUCUGCUAAAUGACUCCCCAGACCUCUAACAGAAAUUCAAAGAGGAGAAAUCCAGAGGUAUUUCUGCCUGCUUCUCUCAGAAGUAAGCUUGGGAAACGGGGUUGGUUUCAUGUCCAUCAUUCCCCUCUGAAGCGCUCAAGGGAUUUCUUCCUGCACUGUGUAGACAAGGCUUAGUCCGUGACCCAAAGCGCAGCAGUUUGGGUCACAUUUUGACCGAUGCUUCAGAGUUUUACAGACUCACUUAGGGAACUUGUGGGAAUCAAUACUCAGGAAUCCUAAAGCUGGUUGCGUUUUGUGUCAUUAACUCUUGUGGGCUGAACACACUGCGGCCUCACAGGCGGCUGAAGAGAGGAGUGGGUGAGUCAUCAAUGGGAUGUGGUUCUGCCCGAAGUAAUACACACUUGAUUAUUUUUUUGAUUUUUUUUUUAAUAUUGGGGGACUGUUUAUCAACAAAUUAUGUGUAAAAACAUUUGAUAUUUUAAAAAAAUUAAUAAACACUUUAUCAUAA